UGCGGGCGCGGAGAGCCACGUGGGUGGAGCUGGAGCGCGGCUCGCAUGGGGGAGUCUAUCCCGCUGGCCGCCCCGGUCCCGGUGGAACAGGCGGUGCUGGAGACGUUCUUCUCUCACCUGGGCAUCUUCUCUUACGACAAGGCCAAGGACAAUGUGGAGAAGGAGCGAGAGGCCAACAAGAGCGCGGGGGGCAGCUGGCUGUCGCUGCUGGCGGCCUUGGCCCACCUGGCCGCGGCCGAGAAGGUCUAUCACAGCCUCACCUACCUGGGGCAGAAACUAGGGGGCCAGUCUUUCUUCAGCCGCAAGGACUCCAUCCGCACCAUCUACACGUCCCUGCAGAACGAGCUCAAGAAGGUGGUGGCGGGCCGCGGCGUGCCAGGCGGCGCCGCGCCCCACGUGGAGGAACUCCUGUCCCACCUGUCGGAGCAGCUCUGCUUCUUCGUCCAGGCCCGCAUGGAGAUCGCAGACUUCUACGAGAAGAUGUACACCCUGAGCGCGCAGAAGUUCAUCAACGCCGAAGAGCUCGUGGGCCUUCUGGAUGCCAUCCUCAAGAAGUACAGCUCCAGAUUUCACCACCCUAUCCUGAGUCCUUUGGAAAGCAGCUUCCAGUUGGAGGUUGAUGUCCUGAGUCACCUCCUGAAGGCGCAGGCUCAGGUCUCUGAGUGGAAGUUCCUCCCGUCGCUGGUUAACUUGCACAGCGCUCACGCCAAACUGCAGACUUGGGGCCAGAUCUUCGAAAAGCAGCGGGAGACCAAGAAGCAUCUGUUCGGAGGACAGUCUCAGAAGGCCGUGCAGCCCCCACACCUCUUCCUCUGGCUGAUGAAGCUCAAAAACAUGCUUCUGGCCAAAUUUAGUUUUUAUUUCCACGAGGCGCUGAGCCGGCAAACGACAGCCUCGGAAAUGAAAACCUUGACGGCAAAAGCCAACCCAGACCUUUUUGGAAAGAUUUCCAGCUUCAUCAGGAAGUAUGAUGCUGCCAACGUGUCCUUAAUCUUUGACAACAGAGGUUCUGAGAGCUUCCAGGGUCACGGCUACCACCACCCGCAUUCCUACCGAGAGGCCCCGAAGGGCGUGGACCAGUAUCCGGCCGUGGUGUCUCUGCCCAGUGACAGGCCCGUCAUGCACUGGCCCAAUGUCAUCAUGAUCAUGACCGACCGCAUGUCCGAGCUGAACAGCCUGGAGAAAGUGGUCCACUUCUAUGACGACAAAGUCCAGAGCACUUACUUCCUGACCCGCCCAGAGCCGCACUUCACCAUUGUUGUCAUUUUUGAGUCAAAGAAAUCCGAGAGAGACUCCCACUUUAUCUCCUUCCUCAAUGAGAUCUCCCUCGCCCUUAAGAAUCCCAAAGUUUUUGCCAGUCUGAAACCAGGAUCCAAAGGUUAGCGGGUUAAGCGCAGGCCAGGCCUGCCGGACCAGUAACCAUAUUCCUCAUCGCUCUGAUGGUCCCCAGAGGUCUUGGUUGGAAUUACCAUGUGUUCCUGCUUCUCUCACGGUCAACGGGGGAUGCAGAUUCUCCGAAGCUGGGCCACACACACUUGGUGUGUAGUGGACGUCGUUUGAGUUGAGAUCCAAAGAGUAAUCUGGGAAGUGCUCCUGACUGCUGAGUGUCUCCAUGGUCCAACAUAGCACCUGCUGCAUUUUCUCUCUCCUGUUUUCCCACAUUUCGUGUGAACUGAGUAUUUAUUGUCCUUUCUUUUCACUUUCCAAAUGUUUUAUAUUGCUCUAAACAACGUGUUCUAAUGCAAUUCCAAAUGUCUUCCCCCUUCUUCCUGGAUGAAUUAAUUGGGAUGAGAUAUUAAACAGCCUUUUUAGAAUUAAGGACUGUUUGUUUUCGAUCUCAAAUCAGCAGCUUAGCUUUGUUUUUGAUCUGUAAAUUAGUCAUUCUGAUGCCAACAUGAGGGCCUGGGUGUGGAAUUUCUCUGUUAUUUGAAACUGAAGGUGAAUCGGAGUGCUAGCCUCUGGUCAGGUUUUAGCUGUCGGGUCAAACCCAUGGGGCAUGUUUCAUAGCACUGGGUUUUUUGGGGGUGAUCUACACACUGACUGUAUGUGUUGUUGCUUUUUGGAAGUUUGGAUUUUUCACUGUUUUUGAGUCAGCAUCAGCCAGUAGCGGGGAUUUCUCCCGUCUUCAGCAUAUUAUCUGCUUGGCUCUCCAUUAUCACCUUCCUGCUGAAAUGUAUUUCAUGUUUGGCUCCACGCCCUGGUUAUUUUUAGGCUGACAAAGCAUGCAGUCUCAGUUUUUCAGACACUUUAGAUAUUCCCUCGACCUGGCCUACUUUUCUAAAACCAAGUGGAAUCUUGAUACUCUGCACUUGGCUAAAAAUCAAUUGUGCGUUCAAAAGACCUCUUCAUAGCUGAUUAAUCAACUCAGUACUUAAGCACAUUUGAACUUGGGCUUCCUGCCUGACUCCUCCAGAUUAUUUUUAGAAGCAGUGACACUUCUGAACACAUGCUGCCUUAACACUUUUCCUCAGAGGGUUUUCAUGGGAAGUAGGUAGAUCAGAAAAGGCACGCUGGGCUGCGAGGCCUUUACUUCCAGGUUGUUGGUUCAGGACAAAAAUAAGCCACAUAGAGUAACUGAGAGGUGACUAUUUGAUAGCUCCUUCAAAGUGUGUGUGCAGUAUCAAUGGCAGGAAAUUCCAGUUCCCAAGAUUCAGGAAUCUCUGCUAGGUUGGGAGGUGGCAAGUAGGUAGGUCUGGCAGAGACCAGGAGGCUCCAUCCCACCCUGAACCCCCCUAGGCAUCCUCUCCCCACCUCAGCCUGGUCUUCUGGGCUAGGGGGAGGAACA
Molecule: messenger RNA, 2785 nt
Organism: Sorex fumeus (smoky shrew)
Lineage: Eukaryota; Metazoa; Chordata; Mammalia; Eulipotyphla; Soricidae
Gene: KICS2
Product: KICSTOR subunit 2
Exons: 3
Coding region: 46-1383 (445 amino acids)
Biological process (GO): cellular response to glucose starvation; negative regulation of TORC1 signaling; cellular response to amino acid starvation
Cellular component (GO): KICSTOR complex
Source: RefSeq, a predicted model, not a curated record